This is a messenger RNA of Solea solea (common sole), 2863 nucleotides long. RefSeq names its product oocyte zinc finger protein XlCOF6.1-like. Bases 102 to 1784 code for a protein of 560 amino acids. The transcript is spliced from 3 exons. Gene Ontology annotation, molecular function: DNA-binding transcription factor activity, RNA polymerase II-specific; RNA polymerase II cis-regulatory region sequence-specific DNA binding. Gene Ontology annotation, biological process: regulation of transcription by RNA polymerase II; central nervous system development. Gene Ontology annotation, cellular component: nucleus. The record is from RefSeq and is a predicted model, not a curated record. Lineage: Eukaryota; Metazoa; Chordata; Actinopteri; Pleuronectiformes; Soleidae.
GCAAGAAGCUAACGCUGUUAGCUCAGUCAGCCUGUAGACAAUGAAGUAGAAAGACGGUGGUGUUUUUCUAAUGUAUCGCGGUUAAAUAUUCCGCAGCAGCGAUGUGUUCGCUUCAGCGUUUAAGAGAUUUGAUAAACGAGCGACUAACUGCUGCCGAGGAAAUAUUCAGAACCGUAGAAAGAACCGACGUCGAAAACGAGGAAGACAUCGAUCGUCAGCGCAGACUGUUGGAGAUCGUUUGGAAACCCCAAGUCACGUUACAGCGGAUUGAGCUUCCACAGCAGCACUUCUAUAAGGAGGAGGUUUUCACUGAGCAGCAGCUCUGCAACCAGGAGAGUAACUCCAGUCUGGACCAAGAGGAACCAGAGUCUCUACAGAUUAAAGAGGAAGAGGAGGAAAUCUGUUCCAGUCAGGAGCUUGAACUGAAGCAGGAGGCUGAUACCUUUAUGUUGACUCCUGAUAAUGAAGAAAGUGAUCACAUGAAACCAGAACCAGACACUGACCACCAGCUCCUCUCUGCUGUAGCUGAGAGUCAAGAUCAGAGAGGAUGUAAAGAUGUACAAAAAAUCAUUGUCAAGUACGAGGAAGAGGUUGAGAACCUAUGGAAACCUGAAGUACAGUUAGAGCAGAUAGAGCUUCCACAGCAGAAUGUUCAUAAGGAGGAAGAGGAGGUUCUCACUGAGAAGCAGCUCUGUAACCAGGAGAGGAACUCCAGCAUGGACCAAGAGGACCCAGAAUCUCUACAGAUUAAAGAGGAAGAGGAGGAAAUCUGCACCACUCAGGAGCAGGAGCAGCUUGUAAAGGAGGAGAUUGAUACCUUCAUAGUGAGUUUUGAUGAUGAGGACACUGACCACCAGCUCAUCUCUCCUGUAGCUGAGAAUCAAGAUCAGACAGUCCACAUGAGCAAUAUCACAGGUGAAAAGGCCCAUGUAUGCAGUAUUUGUAAGAAAUGCUUUGCGUGUAAAGGGACCUUGAUAAUUCACAAAAGAACUCACACAGGUGAGAAGCCCUAUUCUUGUGAAACAUGUGGAAAACGUUUUCGACAAAACUCACAUUUGAUAAACCACAAGAUAACUCACACUGGCGAGAAGCCUUUUGUUUGCAACAUUUGUAAGAAAUGUUUUGGGCGUAAUGAUAGUCUGAUCGAGCACAUGACAACUCACACGGGUGAGAGGCUAUUUUCUUGUGAAACCUGUGGAAAGAGUUUUCGACAGAGGCAAUAUUUGAAAAUCCACAAAAGAUCUCACACAGGUGAGAAGCCAUAUUGUUGUGAAACGUGUGGAAAGUGUUUUCAGCAUAGACAAUAUUUGAUAAACCACAAAAUUACUCACACAGGUGAGAAGCCCCAUAUUUGCAGCGUUUGUCAGACAUGUUUUGCGCGCAAGUAUCGCUUGGUAGAGCACAUGAAAACUCACACAGGUGAAAAGCCCCAUAUUUGCCAUAUCUGUCAGAAAUGCUUUAUGAUGAAAAGCAACUUGAUAGACCACAUGAGAACUCACACAGGCGAGAAGCCGUAUUCCUGUGAAAUGUGUGGAAAGUGUUUUCGACAACUGGCACACUUGAUAAAACACAAAAGAAUACACACAGGUGAAAAGCCCCAUAUUUGCAACAUUUGUAAGACGGGCUUUACACUGAAAGAGAAUUUGAUGGAGCACAUGAGAAUUCACACAGGUGAGAAGCCGUUUUCUUGUGAAACGUGUGGAAAGUCUUUUCGGCAUAGACCGAGUUUGAAAAUCCACAUAAAAACUCACACACGUGAAGGCCCAUAUGUGCAGCAUUUGUAAGAAAUGGGCUCAAAGGUCCCUCUGCAGCUGCUGGCAAUUCAGUUUUGCCGGAGUCAAUCAUUUGACCAAAAUGCAGGAUUAGGUGUCUCGGACCGUCAUCUAGCCCCUCCCAAUUCCAUUGUAAGUCGCUUUGGAUAAAAGCGUCUGCUAAAUGACAUGUAAUGUAAUGUAAUCCAUCAAGCAGGCUCUCCGCUAUACAGUUCCAGCACGGCUCGACUCUACUCAGUUUGGUAUUGUCUUCCAUUACUUCAUGGUACCUCCUUGACGUGGGCGGAGUCAUCGUAGCAUGGCUGUGUGAGAUUGCCGUGACAUGGGUUUAAACGCUACACAAACCAGCUCACGGGCCUGGGACAAUUGACCUGUUUGUCCCCCGUCGGCGAACAUGUGUUUGUUUUGUAGAACGAUAGCUGGAAGACAUGGCUGAGCCCAUUGUUGCAGGGUAUGUGCCGUAUGUUCUCUUAAAACUAAAUAAUAAACCCAAGACUGAUAGGAUUCGAUGCAGCUCCAUGUUUUGCUCUUAUGUGGCGGAAACGGAAGUUGCCCUGCAUUAACCAAUAGGUGUUUGUCUCGUCUUCUCCUUCAGUAGUUCUUGAUGCAGCGCCGCCUUAGGUGAGGAGGAGCAUACGUUAUUUAAAGGGUACACUAAAGCUCAGUGUGAAAGCAAACUCGGACCGGUUGAAUGUUGCAACCCCCAAUGGAACUGAGUCUCCAAUCGUCAAAACAAGUCUUCAAAGUCCUGGAAAUAAAAGUUUGCCUUGUUUCCUUUUUCCUGUUCUUUGAGUUUUAACUUGGUUUAAUAAUGCCACCUCCUGGCUUGGAUGGUGGAACCUUUUAUUCAUCUUCUACUGCUUUAUCCUCCACAUGAUGGUCUUGGUUGGUGCUGGUUCCUAUCCCAUCACAGAGCCACAUACAGAGACAAACAACCAUCCGCCCUCAAACCAAUGGUGAAUCUACAGCAUUUGAUUUGCCUUAUCACCAACUCUGCAUGUUUUUGGACCGUGGCAGAAAACUGUCUGCUUUUUUGUAUUCCAUAGAUAAUACUACACCACACAGUUUUAAAUAAAGGUGCUUUUGUGUAA